AUGCGAGAUGAGCCGCCGACUUUGUGCGAGAGGGAGUUCGUCGUGCAGGGAAUCGUCGAGAAUCUCCGAUUGGACGGCCGCUCAAGAGACGAUUUUCGGGCGGUGAAACUCUUCCUUGGCUCGCAAACCGGCACCGCCUUGUGCACGCUGGGAAACACGAAAGUAUACUGCACAGUGAGUGGAGAAAUCGGGGAACCAACGCGAAAUCGUCCAUCGAAAGGCCUUGUUUUUGUCGAUGUCGACAUGAGCCCCAUGGCCAACCCGUCUUUUCAACACGGACGCCUAGGAAGCAAGGGAUUCGAGCUGAGGCGAAUGCUAGAGUUGGUCAUUCGAGACUCUAGAUGCAUUGAUGUGGAAUCACUCUGCAUCCGAGCAGGCAAAGAAGUGUGGAAAGUGCAAGUGAACAUCAAAGUGCUGGAUGAUGAUGGGUGUUUGUUGGAUUGUGCAUCGGUUGCCGCCGCCGCAGCUCUGCAUCACUAUCGUCGACCGAUGAUCACCGUGGAACCUGAACGAACGAUUAUCCAUUCAGAGCGGGAAUACGCCCCAGUGCCACUCAACAUUCAUCAUAUGCCACUUUGUGUGAUGUACGGGUUCAUUCGUGACGGAGAAAUCUCGAUUACUGAUCCUGAUUCGCGAGAAGAACUUUAUCUCGAUGGAUGUCUGUGGUUGUCUGUCAACAAGAGGAAAGAGAUCUGUGGAUUGCAUCAAACGAGUCGCCUCAUUUUGACCACCGCGAUGAUCGAAGCAUGCGCAAAUCGAUCGUUUCAGCGGGUCUCCGAUUUGACCGAUCUUAUCACAGAGAUUUGCGCAAACGAUGCGGCGACUCGUUCAAAGAAUCAAGUUGUCGAAGGGUUUUCAUUGGUUUUCGAUGAGCUUUUGCACACAAAUGAAAACCAUCCAAACGAAUUGAUUGGUCCAGCCAUCCCGAAAGCUGUGCUUAACAAGUUUGGACCAGCAGAAAAAGACGAAGCAUCAACAAGCGCACAAUUGGAUCUCAAUGAUGCAACGUGCAAUGAUGACGAGAUGGAUGACGCCAAGAUCCAACUGCAAGCUGAACAGAUCGCCGCAUCGUUGAAGGUGCAAGAGGAGAAUAAAGAAGAGGGGAAAGCCAAGAAGACCCCUGGAUCAAGGAAGAAGGAAAACACGGAAGUGAUGGAUCUUUUGGAUGGACUCGAUGAUGUGGGAACAGCGGAUGUCGUUGAAAAGACGCACGAACAACCACCACAAACCGGCGAUCAAGAUUUCAGUUUGCUAAGUGCGAAACGAAAGAAGAAA
Molecule: messenger RNA, 1275 nt
Organism: Mesorhabditis belari
Lineage: Eukaryota; Metazoa; Nematoda; Chromadorea; Rhabditida; Rhabditidae
Source: the annotation of a GenBank genome assembly